AUGAACUGGAACAUCCGCAACUGCCGGCCACUGAUGGCUGGCUGCACGACGUUCUUGAUGCUGGUCGCCUACUUCCUCGCGACUGGCAUUGCCACUGCUAAGGCAGAUGUUGGCAGAGUCCACGCUCGCGACCUUUCUACUACUUCCGACUUCGACGGUGACCUCACCAACAACGCUUCCAAUGCUACACACGCACCAAUCCUCUUCAAGCGUGCCGAUGGCUUCUUGGUCGAUGCUGCGGACUUCGACACAUUCAUGUUAUAUGUCUGCAACGGCAGACUGUUCACAGAUGCGAUGUGCAUGGAUGAGCACUACUUAUCGGCCAACAUGGGUCUCCAGCAGAAGGAGCACAAUUACGUUGAGCAAUUCAUCGACUCGCCAGAAUGGACAAUGCUGGAGCACGGCGAGGUGUUCCUCGUAGGCGAGAAGUACCCUGAGCUUUAUGCUUUGCAGGGUCUUCGAAAACUGAAUGGAAUGCGAAGUGACACAAACCGCGAGACUCGGGUAUUCGACCUGACCUCAGAUCAGUGGCAAUACAGUAGACAUGUGCAAAACAGGCCAUACGGUGAAUCGGCUCACCCGACUUUCGCAUACUUCGAACAUAUUAUGAAAUCGGAGGUGCAUCCGAGGUACAACGGCGGCGUGAUCAUCAUCCCUGGUGCCCGAAGCCCACAUUAUCAGGUUGCAGCCUUGGGUCUCACACAACCCUAUCCUCUUAUCUCUAAGUGGUCAGAUAGCGCCUACUUGCAAGACAUGGCCAACAGGGGUGAAACGGCUAAGAGGGAGAAUUAUGUGAUAGAGCCCCCAACGUGGUUCCUGCUCAAGGAUGUGUACGGCCCUCGCGAUACCUUAGCCGUCAUCACUAGAUGCCUGCGAUACCACGGUUGGACAGACCCUCACAUGCCUCUUUGGCAGGACAGAAUGACCUUCCCAAUCGGCUCGGCGUGCUACGACGCAAUCCUAGGGACACAGAACUCGGCAGGUCUCGCUUGGUUCCUUAUUGAGCACAAGUUCAAGUACGACAUUACCACGCUAGCCUCCGUCACGAUAUGUUCGGAUCCACACGUCAACGUCGGCUCCGGCGACCAUCCACCAGUGCACAUGCCUGACUUCAACGAUGAGCUCGGAGCCACAGAGAUGCCAAACUUACUGUGGUGGGCUGGAACCUUGAGUAGUGCCCUGACGUGGAGAAAUGGCAAGAACCUCAUGAAUAUGCGAGGAGAGAACUCUGCCUACGAGGCGGGCCAGAUACCAAACAUUCUGCAGAAAGCGUCAUGGGACACUGGGCGGGUCGGCUCUAUGCCGUCUUUCCCACACAAGUUGACCCCACACACCUAG
Messenger RNA from Fulvia fulva, 1338 nucleotides. RefSeq lists its product as uncharacterized. The transcript is spliced from 5 exons. NCBI's taxonomy places the organism in Eukaryota, Fungi, Ascomycota, Dothideomycetes, Mycosphaerellales, Mycosphaerellaceae. The record is from RefSeq and is a predicted model, not a curated record. Bases 1 to 1338 code for a protein of 445 amino acids.